AUGUCUGAUCAACCUGUUAUCGUCUCACUGUCUGAUGCAGAACGUGCUGAAGGGAGAUACUCCAAGUGUAGCCUGCAACGAGCAAUCGAAGGUUUGAAUCGCGAUGGUGCGGUCUAUUUAGAGAAUAUCGUUGAUCCUGAACAUGUUGAGAAGCUUCGACUUGCGAUGCUGGAUGAAGCAAAGAUCCUGAAGGCCAAGAAGGGGGACGACAUCUCCCAGUAUAAUCAAGGUGUCGCCACGAACUUCCUUCAGUCUCCUCCACUUGCCACCCGGUCUCUCUUCUUUGAGGACGUAUAUGCCAAUGCAUUCGUUCACCAGGUCGUUUCGUACUAUUUGGGUCCUUCCGCCUCUUGGUCCUUUAUAAGCGGCAACAACGCUAACAAGCAGACCACGGAACGUCAAGACGUGCACAAAGAUAGUUCAUUCAUCCAUCCUCUCGCUCCCUCAAUCAUUAUCGCCAACUUCCCUCUCUCUGAAUUCACACCGGAGAAUGGGUCGACGGAAAUGUGGCUUGGUUCCCAUGCUACUACUGAUCCGGGUGACCAGAUGUGGCCUGCGCAGUACCCGACAUCACGCGAGCCUCUAUGCUUUAUCCGUCCUGAGCUCGUCGAGGAGCGCAGGAAAUUCCGCCCGCCCAUCCAGAUUGUAUGCAAGCCGGGAGGUGUAAUGUUGCGCGAUCAGCGUAUCUGGCAUGCGGGUAUGCCUAACACCAGUAAUGAGGAUAGGAUCAUGUUGGCUAUGAUGUUCACCGCGGCUUGGUUCCUUAACGAUCGCAAAUUCAAGCUUCCUUACUUCGCGAGGGAGAUUCUCGAGUCCAAGCCCUUAGCUGUGACGGUUCAGGCUGAAUAUGUCAGUGAGGCCGAAUGUGAAGAGAGUCUGCAUCAAUGGGGAAAUGGUAUCAAGCCAUCGGACCCAAACUACCAAAGUCUUUGGGAAAGCGCUCAGCUGAAGAACAAGGCGUAA
Molecule: messenger RNA, 963 nt
Organism: Guyanagaster necrorhizus
Lineage: Eukaryota; Fungi; Basidiomycota; Agaricomycetes; Agaricales; Physalacriaceae
Exons: 5
Coding region: 1-963 (320 amino acids)
Source: RefSeq, a predicted model, not a curated record